Messenger RNA from Perca fluviatilis (European perch), 2130 nucleotides. RefSeq names its product zinc finger protein 239-like. The transcript is spliced from 2 exons. NCBI's taxonomy places the organism in Eukaryota, Metazoa, Chordata, Actinopteri, Perciformes, Percidae. The record is from RefSeq and is a predicted model, not a curated record. The coding region runs from base 174 to 974 and encodes 266 amino acids. Gene Ontology annotation, molecular function: RNA polymerase II cis-regulatory region sequence-specific DNA binding; DNA-binding transcription factor activity. Gene Ontology annotation, biological process: regulation of transcription by RNA polymerase II.
GGUCAUCUCUGACGGUCCUGUUAUUGUAGCAACGGUAACUCAGGGGGGCGUGGUUUAGUACGGGCUUGUGACCGCGAGACGCUGCGAGAUUUGCAGUAGCCAGAGUGAGUCCACACACAACAGAGCGAGCAGCCACAGAGGAGAGCUGCUGGAUUUCAGAGACAAAGAGAGGAAUGGAGGACCAGACCUCCGACCAGAACCCGGAGCAGCGGAGCAACAAGGUCCCCAGAAGACAAGCAGCAGGCUCGGACUCUGAUACCACCGAUGUUCAGAAACGGAGAGGAAAAGAGGGCCCUGGACGUCACUGCUGUCAGCACUGUGACAAAUCCUACACAACAUCAAAUUAUUUAAAGGUUCAUCAGAGAGUUCACACUGGAGAGAAACCGUACAGCUGUGACCAAUGUGGGGCAGCUUUCAUACAACUGAGUAACCUCAAAAAACACCAACGCAUUCACACUGGAGAGAAGCCGUACAGCUGUGACCAAUGUGGGGCAACUUUCGCACAACGGAGUAACCUCAAAAAACACCUACCCAUUCACACUGGAGAGAAAGCGUACAGCUGUGAUCAAUGUGGGAGAGCUUUCAGUCACCAAAUGUCUCUAAGAAUACAUCAGCGCAUUCACAUUGGAGAGAAGCCGUAUAGCUGUGAUCAAUGUGGGGCAGCGUUUGGCUGUCAAAGUACGCUAGUAACACACAGACGCGUUCACACUGGAGAGAAGCCUUACUGGUGUGAACAAUGUGGGAAAAGCUUUGCUAUAAGUGGUAGCCUUAAAUCUCACCAGCGCAUUCACACUGGAGAGAAGCCGUAUUGGUGUGAGCAAUGUGGGAAAACUUUUUCUAGGAGUUAUGCCCUUAAAUCUCACCAGCGCGUUCACACUGGAGAGAAGCCGUAUUGUUGUGAACAAUGUGGGAAAACUUUUUCUCAGAGUCGUACCCUUAAAUCUCACCAGUGCAGUCACACUGCCUCGUUGUGAACAUGUUUCAGAGACAAUCUGUUUCCUCCUGACUCCUCCUCAUACCCUGAUAGCUGUGCUGUUAUAUUCUGAUCUUCUCUCCACAUUGAAGGCUGACCAGCAGUAACUUUAUGUUCAGAGCUUUGCUAUGACUACAUACUGGCCUGCCCCCACCUCCCCAAAAUCCUGCUGUCGUCACACACUAUGUGCACAUGUUCACACAUCUCUGCUUGGAAGAAGUGGGUCAGAGGCCGGGAAGCUCUUUUUGAUUUAGUGUGUUUUAUGAUUCCUGAUCAAUUUGGAUGUUUUAUUCAUGAAUUUUUGCCAAAGAAGGUUUCCACGUUUUGGUUCUAAUUUUAUCUCCUGUAUCUGCCCGUUAUAUACUUCCCCAAAAGCAUCAGUGAUAACUUACAAUGUAGCUUCCCAAUUUUUCCCUCUGUCUGGGGUACCAGACUUGAAUGAUGAGAUGUAUUAUUAAUUCAGAAAUUAAAAGUUUUCUUUCUGUGAAUAACAAUCUCAAAACUUUCUCAUUCAUUCUGGAGCGGCAGGUUUACUCUGGAGAGUCAUUUAAGGCAGGGUUGGUAAUAUUGAAAAGCUAGCAAGAUUUUAAAGUAGCUCCUCAGAGUUCACCCCACACACAGACGUGCACAAGACUUUUCCUGGAAACAACCAACAACAACCCUCACGAAAAACAAAAUAAAUCGUACCGGUCCAACAGAAAGAUGGCGUCAUUCUUCAUGGCUUUCAGCUCCCUCAGCUGUCGCCAUGGCUGAAAAGCUACGCCAAUGUUUACUCUAGUUCACAUGUGUCAAACUCCAAGGCCCGCGGAGCAAAUCCGGCCCCUCGCACAUUUUGAUACGGCCCGCAUAUUAAUUUAGGUUCAUAAUUCAUUUUGGCCCAACUACUUUUUGUUGCUUUAUCCAAAGUUUUGGUCACUUUUGCCAACGCUUUUGGGGCUUUUUUCAACAUUUUUUCCACUUUUUCAGAUGUUUUUGUCGCAUUUUUCUUACGUUUUUCCCCCCGAUAUUUUUGUGUCACUUUUUUCUUUGAUGGCUAUAAGUUAAAUUUCUUGGGGUUUUAUGUCUACCAAGCUGUAAGUGAGAAGACUAUAUGAUACAUGCAAUAAUACAGAUGUUUGACCUUGUUCAAUUAAAUAAAAGCAUGUCAAUAAAAUGUA